CCACCUGAACGACAGGCCUUUAUCAACACCAAUACAAAGACUUCGCUUCUCUAACAAGGGCAAUAAACCGAUUCAAAGGUCACAAUCAGCUACUGCGGUUGUCAAAUCUUUCUCUCAACACCAAACUAUACGCGAUCGCGUUACCUCAAUGUCUACCACCACCAACAACGCCGAACAAGCCGUCUCUUACGCUGCCUUGAUUCUCGCCGACGAAAACAUCACCAUCACGCCCGAAAAGCUGCAAGCACUACUCAAAGCUGCCGGUAUCGAGGACGUCGAGCCCAUCUGGACCACGCUCUUCAGCAACGCUUUCAAGGACAAGAACGUCAAGGACCUCAUCCUCACCGCCACCACGGCUACACCAGCCGGUCGCGGUACCACCUCUGAUAUCAAGGACGAUGAAAAUGCAACCGGAGAGGAUGGAAACGACGAGAAGGACGGAGAGGAGGGUAUCGAUAUCGACGCGGACUCGGAUGAUGGGUCUGCAUUUGGGGAUUUGUUCGGCUAGGCAGCCAGCGGUAACGGGCAGGAGACUAUGGGAGGAGGGAGAGGAGCAACAUCGUCUUUCAGAGCGAACUGGGAGAAAUGCGAGAGUUUUGAGAUGCUACGUUAGUUGCGCAACAAACAAGAGGACCUUUCUCUCGCAAAACUUGCUACCUGCCUGAUGUGCAUGACUGAUCGUGUCGCGCGCAACAUACGACCACGUUCGGCUUGAUCUGUGAUCUUUAAAAUGAGCUGAACGCAACCUGCUGACACUCUAAUGGCUUAACACCGCGACCUGCAUGCAAGCUUCGGUCCGGUCUUGAAGCACUACGACUGUAAGGGUGUAGAGUAAUCAUGUCGUAUCCAAAGAUCUGCGAGCGUGGCGCUUUACUUGGCCAACAUAGCUGAGUAUUGUGAAGAGACUUGCUAAGCUUCGAGUCCGAGGGUGAAGAUGCUCGAAGUCGGCAGUGCGCUCAGGCCUGUUG
Messenger RNA from Alternaria rosae, 968 nucleotides. RefSeq lists its product as uncharacterized. Gene Ontology annotation, biological process: cytoplasmic translation. The record is from RefSeq and is a predicted model, not a curated record. The transcript has a single exon. The coding region runs from base 149 to 508 and encodes 119 amino acids. Gene Ontology annotation, cellular component: cytosolic large ribosomal subunit. NCBI's taxonomy places the organism in Eukaryota, Fungi, Ascomycota, Dothideomycetes, Pleosporales, Pleosporaceae. Gene Ontology annotation, molecular function: protein kinase activator activity; ribonucleoprotein complex binding; structural constituent of ribosome.